AUGGUAGAGUACAGGGAAGGGGACUAUACAAAUCCUACGCUUCCUGUCAAUCAUAGUGCUAUUGAGGGGGCAGCACAGCCUGUUAUUGGUCCCGAUGGAAAGAGGAGAGAACCGGAGAGCAAUGUACUUUUGGCUGCCAUUGGAAAUAUGAAGUAUGCUGUUACUGUUGACGUCAUCAACACGGUUUUUUCUGCAUUUGGUACUGUCCUGAAAAUUGCCAUGUUCGAAAAGAAUGGUCAAACUCAGGCACUAAUUCAGUACCCAGAUGUUACGACGGCAGCAGCUGCUAGAGAAGCUUUAGAGGGGCAUUGCAUAUAUGAUGGUGGCUAUUGUAAGCUUCAUCUAUCAUACUCUCGUCAUACUGAUCUCAAUGUAAAGGCUUUCAGUGACAAAAGUAGAGACUAUACAGUACCACAAGUUCCUGUAACAGCUUGGCAAAAUCCUCAGGCUGCACCUAUGUACCCAACCAGUUCCCCUGGUUUUCAGACUCAAGUUCCUGGAGGACAAGGGCCAUCAUGGGAUCUAACUCAGCAUGCAGUUAGACCGGGUUAAGUACCUGUUCCCGGUGCUUAUCCUGUUCAAAAUGGUGCAUAUCCUACUAUGUCCGCCUACGCGUCCGCAGCUAUGCCUACCGCUUCCUCGCCUCUUGCUCAAAGCAGCCAUCCCGGGGUUCCACACAAUGUAAAUUUACAGCCUAGUGGUGGUUCAACUUCCGGUCCUGGUUCCUCGCCUCACAUGCAAACCAGCUUUGGUGCUCAAGGAUUGGUUCGGCCUGGGGUGCAGCCAAAUGCAAGACCUGGUGGUGAUUCACCUUCAGCAGUUACUGAAUUGGGCAAUGGAAAGCCAAAGUUCUAUUCUACUCGUGAUAAUCUCUUUUUGCAUAAAAUGGCGAUUACCAACAAAUCACGUGUGGUUGUUCUCAACAAGAAAAUCAGCCUCUUCCUUCUUUGCUGCCUAUGAUGCCUAAUGCCAGGAUGGUACUGCAACUUCUGUAUGCAGGGCUCUCGAUGCAAUUGCAGACGUAUCUAUACCAGGUAUGAAUGUUAAGUUAGCACUAUUUAUUUAACUUUACAUUGUUUCUCAUGCUGUAUAUAUGUAUAUCAAGAAAUGCUAUUUGAUAGAAAAUGAUUUUUUUUUUUUAAAUGAAAAUAGAAAGCCUACAUUGUUUUAAAUUCUAUGAAAUAGACGGACCUGAUGUAAAAAAUGGAAUGACCCUGAUGGAAAAAAUAGAAUGUCCUCAUGGAAAAUAUAUGGUAUUUGAACCUAUACGGUUCGAUAAAUGGGAGGAUGAUGAUACAGUGACCCUUAAAGGAAUGAAAAAAGAAAGCCUACUUUGUUUUAAAUUCUAUAAAAUAGAAUGAACCGAUGGAAAAAAUAGAAUGUCCCUGAUGGAAAAUAUAUAGUAUUUGAACCUAUACGGUUCGAUAAAUGGGAGGAUGAUGAUACUGUGACCCUUAAUCGAAUGAAAAUAGAAAGACUACAACCGCUAGGCUAUAUUGAAUGCAUCAAAUAUUUUUGGGGCCUUCAUUAUAUAAUAUAAAUAAGGGUCUUGGUAACGAGUGUUUCCGAGGCACUUUUUAAGCAUUCUAUUAAAAGAAACUUUUUAUUAAAAACUUAAACACUCCAAUUUCCAAUGCCUUGUCUUUACGCAUUUCUAUCAAAAUUCAAUAAAAAGAACUUACUAUUUAAGAGCUUAAAGAGUGCCCCUGAGGCACUAUUUAGCAUUUGCCUAUAAAUAAAUAUAUGUGGCCAAAGUUUAAGCCAAAAUGGUCUUAAAAAUUAGAGGUCUAAAGCCCUAGCUUUGUUAGCUUUAGGGUAUGGCCGGCCCUGUGUUUGACAGGAACCAUACAAGUGUGUUAAACCGUAUAUAUCAUAGGAAUUGUAAGCCUACCUCUAAUCAUCGAAAACUAUUAUGCGAUCCUUGCAUGCCUUGCAACCAUAAUCAUAAAAAUAUGUAUGCAGUUGCUUAUUGGACUUUUGAAGGGGAUAAAUGAAUUCUUUCAAUUGUGUUUGGAAGUUGCAAGGUAGUAUUGAACUCACCUUUGUUAUAUAUAAUGAAUGACACGAUAUUCAAGGUGGGGUUGAAGUUGUUUUGUUAGCAAUUGUGAUUUGUGACAGUUAUUGUAGAUUGGAGAAUCAGUUGUUUUAUGACAUUAUGCAAUGGCUGAAAAUAUUAGGAAAAAAAGAGUUCGUACAUUUUAUUAACAAUUGUUGAAAAGUUACCAAGGUUUGCAACACAAUUCAUUAAGGUAAAUAUAAACUUUGAUAUCUUUAAUUUUAGACUUAAUUAGUAUUUUGGUCCCCUAAAGAUAUGACUAACGGAAAGAAUCGUUAUGAUUGACGGAUGUAUUUUUAAGGGACUUAAAUAAAACUUUUUUUUUUCUUUAAGAGACUAAUAUGAAACCAAAAAUAUCCACAAUACUAAUUAAGCCUUAAUUUUAACUUUGUUAGAAAUUGUGACAGGUAUUGUAGGUUAGAGAAUUAGUUAUUUUGAGACAUUAUGCAAUUGGCAUAUUUUGCUAGUAUUAGUAGGUAGUUAGUUAAUCUCUUGCAGCUUUAUGUUAAGUGAAUCGAAUAUAUCUCCAAAUUGAUCUUCAUAUUGUCUCUUUUUAAUUUUUUUCUCUUUUUUUUCCUCUCUAAUUUUUCCUUCUUAUUUACACCUAAAAAUAAAUUGUAUAUUAACCAAAAUCGACAGAAUGGCGAAUUUCCUUCCAUUGAUAGAAGGAUAGUCGAGUGCCAAUAUAGUUAAAUGCGUAUUAGUCGAAUCUUUCUUAUGUUUACUAAAGUCUAUCAAGGUCACAAUCACAAUUUGUGGCGGAACUAGGAAUAUUUUUUAGGGUGGGCUGUCGAAUCUUUCUUAUGUUUACUCAUGAAGUUGUUGAAGAUAAGAAAAAAUGCGGUGAAAGAUUGAAGAAGAAGAAGAAGAAGCAUAUUGAAAACUUCAAAAACUAAUUUUCAUUGAUUGAUUCACAAAACGGUUACAAGCACCUUUAUAUAGGUGAAGGAAGUUAUAACAAACUUCUAACAAAGUACUAGCUAGGCUACUCUACAUAAGCUGUACACUAAGCAAAGAUACACAAGCACUAAGAGAGGUAGCUUAUAUAUCAAGCAACUGUAGAGUGUAAUACCCUCCCUCAAGCUAAACAUGGUAAAUGUCAAUCAUGUUGAGCUUGGAAAUGAAGGAAUGAAAGGAUUUUGGAGGAAGAGGCUUGGUGAAGAAAUCCGCUAGUUGAGAUUUGGUGUGAAUGAGAAGCAAUUUGAAAACAUCAUGUUGCAAUUUUUCUCUAACAAAGUGGCAAUCAAUCUUAAGAUGCUUGGUGCGUUCAUGGAAAACAGGGUUAGCAGCAAUAUGAAGUGCGCUUUGGUUGUCACAAUAUAAGACAUGAGGCUUGACACAUGACACUCUUAAAUCUUUGAGCAAAUAAGCAAGCCAUUGAAGUUCACAAGCAGCAAAAGAUAAGACACGAUACUCUGCUUCUGAAGAACUACGAGCUAUAGUGUGUUGUUUCUUGGCACGCCAUGAAAUCAAAGAGGAGCCAAGGAAGAAGCAAUACCCUGAAGUGGAGCGUCGUGUAUCAAGGCAACCAGCCCAAUUAGCAUCAGUAAAACCAAGCAAUUGCAAUUUUGAAGUCCUGCUAAAGAACAAUCCACGACCAGGUGAACCUUUGAGAUAUUUGACGACUCUACAAGCAGUAUCAUAGUGAACUUGUGUAGGUGAGGUCAGAAAUUGACUAAGUUGUUGAGUGACAAAGGCAAUGUCUGGCCUAGUGGUAGUGAGAUACAACAGUUUUCCAACCAAUCUUCUAUAGCUAGCAAUAUCUUCAAAUAGUGGAGAUGUAUCUUGAUGUAACUUGACAGAAGGGUCAAGAGGUGUCUUUGCAGGCUUAGCUCCAAGCAAACCAAUAUCUUGUAACAAAUCAAGGCAAUACUUGCGUUGACAAAGAGUUAUAAAUUGUGACAGGUUUUGUAGGUUGGAGAAUUAGUUGUUUUGAGACAUUAUGCAAUUGACAUAUUUUGCUAGUAUUAGUAGGUAGUUAGUUAAUCUCUUCCAGCUUUAUGUUAAGUGGAUUGAAUAUAUCUCCAAAUUGAUCUUCA
This is a messenger RNA of Trifolium pratense (red clover), 4095 nucleotides long. Its product is annotated as polypyrimidine tract-binding protein homolog 1-like. Gene Ontology annotation, biological process: regulation of RNA splicing. NCBI's taxonomy places the organism in Eukaryota, Viridiplantae, Streptophyta, Magnoliopsida, Fabales, Fabaceae. The record is from RefSeq and is a predicted model, not a curated record. Bases 1 to 552 code for a protein of 183 amino acids. Gene Ontology annotation, cellular component: nucleus. Gene Ontology annotation, molecular function: mRNA binding. The transcript has 8 exons.